This is a messenger RNA of Cylindrotheca closterium, 2199 nucleotides long. NCBI's taxonomy places the organism in Eukaryota, Bacillariophyta, Bacillariophyceae, Bacillariales, Bacillariaceae. The record is from the annotation of a GenBank genome assembly.
AUGGAACCAGGACAAGGAAAGGAAGUCCAAAUUUCAUCGCAAGUAUUGGAAAGGCCGUGGGUGUCCUCGACAGGAUCAUCAUCAUCAUCAUCUGUGUUCGAGUUGGAGCCUUUUGGAAAUGUCCAUGGUGACAAAAAGUUAUCCAAGAGGGAGAAAUCUGUCAUUGAGGCGAUUCAAGAUCGAUUCCACACUUCUUGUCCCAAAUGCAAGAGUAAACUCGAUGUUUACAAGUGUUCGUCCUGUUCCAAAAGCGCCUGGUAUUCGGCCAUUGCCAACGAUGGCACAGGAUCCGUUCAUGGAUACUUUGACGGAAGGGCCAAAGUUGACACACUCGCGACAACCAAUUACAAGAUUUAUGACUCCAAGUUUAAAAGACUAGAUAUUGUGCUUCCAAUAUCCGCAACGGAAGAGAAGGAGCUUGAUAGGUUCUGUGAGCAUCUUGGAAGUACCAUUGGAACCAUACCAAAGUCUUUACCAAAGGGAAGGAACCUCGCCAUCCGGCUCCUCUUGACACGAUACGGCAGUGGUAUUGCUUCUGCACCUGUUACUGAGCUGCGGAAGCUUGUUUUAGAUCUGACAAGACUGCAACCAGAGGAAGUGGUCAUUGUGGAUGUGCCAGGAGAGAGUACCACCAAAUAUUCUCGAGCCAACGCCAUAUCUCUUUUGCAUCAAAAUACGUGCACCGAAGCCGACUGCAUGAUAGCUGUAGUCGAUGUCGGACACUCAGUGUCACCAAGUUUUCUCUACCAUGCAACUGAAUUUGUUCACUCUAGUCAUUCGGCGUAUAUUCCUAUUGUUUGGUCAGAGUAUAAUCCGGAAUUGGUCCAGUUGGAAUUGGAAUACUACUCCCAUCAAGGGUUGAAGCUAAGGGAUCCGCACGAUCACCACAGGGGCGUAUGGUCGAAUCAUACCUUCCAAGCAUAUGCGAUAUCGGGAGCUGAUGGAUCGAAAAUGAUGAUGGGCGGAACACCUGCUGAACUCGAAGACGGACUUGUUUCUUGCCAGCGCGGAGGAUUGAAUGUCGUACGAAUGAAAGAUUACGGGUUGGUGCAAAGGUUCAAUCCAAAGGAUCAGACUAAAUUAGAGCCGGAGAUGGGGCAGCAUCUAAGGGGUCUUCGCAGCCAGAAUGAGACUGCCUUCAAUGCCAUAAUUGGUAGGAACCGGUACGAUGGGGACGUCUUUUUAGCAGUGGUCACUUCGCGUCAAAAUUUGGAGUCUCGAGUUGCUGCUAUUCGUGAAUCUUGGGGUCAAUCGAGCAAUUUGUUGCCCAACAUCCACGUCCGCUAUUUUGUUGGCAAUGGAACUGUAUCGGAAAGCGAAUUGCUUCGCCUUGGUGGCAUUCAAGAUUCGAAGCAGCUGGUGGUAAUGCAAGAAGUUGCCGAUGAUGAAUAUCCACCAGUCCGAAAGAAUGUGAAUAUGUUAAAAACUAUCAAUCGAAUGGUUCAAAGCCCAAAAGGACCCUUACGUGACGCAAAGAUUGGCUACAUUAUGAAAGUUGAUGACGACUCAUAUGUCAACUUUGAUGGUUUUCUAAGGUUCUUGGCAUACCACCACAAUAGUUCAAAAGCUUAUCAAUUUUGGGGAGAUCGUGGAUUUGGAAGGAAGAAAGACCGAGAAGGAAUCCGAAGCGCAGGUCUGGAGAAGCCUUAUUGUCUCGGUGGACCUGGGUACAUUCUGUCAAAGGAGGCAUUGGCAGAAGCAUCUCGUGGAUUCGACGAUUGUGUCAAUGAGAUCAGCAGAUCCCCGCACAAGAAAGCCGUAUGGCACUCGGAUGUUGUCAUUUCAAUUUGCAUCACCAAAGCCACAGGCAUUGGCUGCUUUGACAAUGACGAAGAAUACCAUCGAAAUCGGGUGUUUGCGAACAACUAUUUUGGUGAUGAGGAUUUUGUACACAGAGAUGACUUGCAUCGUGUUGUGACUAUGCAUCCAUUCAAGAAGCCUGGCCAAAUGGUUCGUCAAUUUAAGCGGUUUCCGAGAAGAAUGAUUGAAGCGGCGAAGACUGACGACUCUAGUAUCAUUCUCCGGCAGAAGGAUGCGGUUGUUCUCAGCGACCAAGUAUACCAAAAUAUCGGAUUGCCCUUGGAGGCAGUGGACAGCAAACGCAAUGGCAAUGUAUGGACGCUGCUGCUUCUGUUGAUUUUCUCCAUUGGUGUAGGCGCCAACAAAAAAAGAAUUCUUCGAAAGGUCCACCUCAACUAA